This is a messenger RNA of Camelus dromedarius (Arabian camel), 3430 nucleotides long. It is a transcript of the gene MAP7D1, whose product is annotated as MAP7 domain containing 1. Gene Ontology annotation, biological process: microtubule cytoskeleton organization. The record is from RefSeq and is a predicted model, not a curated record. NCBI's taxonomy places the organism in Eukaryota, Metazoa, Chordata, Mammalia, Artiodactyla, Camelidae. The coding region runs from base 306 to 2849 and encodes 847 amino acids. Gene Ontology annotation, cellular component: microtubule cytoskeleton. The transcript has 17 exons.
GCGCCAGCGGAGAGGCCAGGCCCAGCCCGGGCGGUACAAUAGGGUUGGGCCGCGACCGGGACUGGGCCGGCGUCGGGCAGGGAGCAGGAUCGCGGCCGGAGCCGAUAGUCACUGGGCGGCCGGCGACUCCGAGCCCGCAGACCACCAGCCCAGCCAGCCUCGACCUUCUCCGGAGCUCCCUCCGACUCCGAAUCGUUGCCCGCCGGGCCGGCCGGGCGUGAUGCGCCGCGGGACCCCUAUCCUGGCCGCUGGCCGCCGCCGCCGUCGCCGCUGAGACCCUAAGACCCCUCACUGACGCCGCAGCCAUGGAGAGCGGCUCACUUUCGGAGCCGGGUGCCGGCGCACCCCCAGCUGUGGCAGCCAGGACCCCUCCAGAGCCAAGACCUUCUCCAGAAGGUGACCCCUUCCCGCCACCGCCACCACUACCGAUGUCAGCCCUGGUGCCCGACACUCCCCCAGACACCCCUCCUGCCAUGAAGAAUGCCACUAGCCCUAAGCAGCUCCCACUGGAACCAGAGAGCCCCCCAGAGCUGGUAGGGCCCAGGCCAGCCUCCCAGCAGGAGGAGUCCCCUUUCUCAGAAGUGAAGAUCAGGGGACCCACCCCUCCAGCCACAGGCCCACGGGAUGCCAGGCCUCCUCGGAGGAGCAGUCAGCCAUCCCCAACAGCAGUGCCAGCCUCCGACAGCCCUCCCACCAAGCAAGAUGUAAAGAAGGCAGGAGAGAGACACAAGCUGGCAAAGGAGCGGCGGGAAGAGCGGGCCAAGUACUUGGCGGCCAAGAAGGCAGUGUGGCUGGAGAAGGAGGAGAAGGCCAAGGCGCUGCGGGAGAAGCAGCUCCAGGAGCGCCGGCGGCGGCUGGAGGAGCAGCGGCUCAAAGCCGAGCAACGCCGGGCAGCCCUGGAGGAGCGGCAGCGGCAGAAGCUCGAGAAAAACAAGGAGCGCUACGAAGCAGCCAUCCAGCGGUCAGUAAAGAAGACAUGGGCUGAAAUCCGGCAGCAGCGCUGGUCCUGGGCAGGGGCCCUGCACCACAGCUCCCCAGGACGUAAGACCAGUGGGAGCAGGUGCUCCGUGUCGGCAGUAAACCUGCCCAAACACGUGGACUCUAUAAUCAACAAGCGGCUCUCAAAGUCCUCUGCCACGCUCUGGAACUCCCCCAGUAGAAAUCGCAGCCUGCAGCUGAGCGCAUGGGAGAGCAGCAUCGUGGACCGUCUGAUGACGCCCACCCUCUCCUUCCUGGCGCGGAGUCGCAGUGCGGUCACCCUGCCCCGAAACGGCCGGGACCAGGGUAGGGGCGGCGGCCCUGGGAGAGCCCUCACGAGGGGCGGGGCAGGGGCCAGCCUCGCGAGUGGGCCGCGCCCCGACCGCCCUCAUCCCUCCGCAGCCGUGCCGGUGUGCCCGCGCUCGGCCUCCGCCAGCCCCCUGACCCCGUGCAGCGCCCCCCGAAGCGGGCACCGCUGCGGCCCCGCCGGGGAGCGCGGGGAGCGCCGGGAGCGCCGAAAGGCCAGCGCCGGGGGUAGCCCCGCCCCGGCCCGCCUUCGGCCCGAGGCCUCGCCGGUGCAGAAAAAGGAGAAGAAGGACAAGGAACGGGAAAAUGAGAAGGAAAAGAAUGCCCUGGCCCGGGAGCGCAGCCUCAAGAAGCGCCAGUCGCUGCCUGCCUCGCUACGCCCACGCGUCUCCGCGGGCAACGCUGAGCUCAGUCCCAAAUCCAAGGCCCGGCCAUCCUCUCCCUCUACAUCCUGGCACAGGCCUGCCUCUCCCUGCCUCAGCCCAGGACCAGGUCAUGCUCUGCCCCCCAAACCACCGUCCCCCCGAGGCACCACUGCAUCACCGAAGGGGCGGGUUCGGAGGAAGGAUGAGGCAAAGGAGAGCCCUAAUGUGGCGGGGCCUGAGGACAAGAACCAGAGCAAGGGCAAAGCCAGCGAUGAGAAGGAGCCUGCAGCCCCAGCCUCACCAGCACCCUCCCCUGUGCCCUCACCCACCCCAGCCCAGCCCCAGAAGGAGCAGCCCACAGCAGAGAUCCCUGCAGAUACUGCUGUCUUGACCUCACCCCCAGCCCCCGCUCCCCCGGUGACCCCUAGCAAACCCAUGGCUGGCACCACAGACCGUGAAGAGGCCACUCGACUCCUGGCUGAGAAGCGGCGCCAGGCCCGGGAGCAGCGGGAGCGCGAGGAACAGGAGCGGAGGCUGCAGGCAGAAAGGGACAAGCGAAUGCGAGAAGAACAGCUGGCUCGGGAGGCUGAGGCCCGGGCCGAGCGGGAGGCGGAGGCCCGGAGGCGGGAGGAGCAGGAGGCCCGAGAGAAGGCGCAGGCGGAGCAGGAGGAGCAGGAGCGGUUGCAGAAGCAGAAAGAGGAGGCCGAAGCUCGGUCCCGAGAAGAAGCGGAGCGGCAGCGUCUGGAGCGGGAAAAGCACUUCCAGAGGGAGGAGCAGGAACGGCAAGAGCGCAAAAAGCGCCUGGAGGAGAUCAUGAAGAGGACUCGGAAGUCAGAAGCUGCUGAAACCAAGCAGAAGCAGGACAGAAAGGAGGCAAAGGCCAACAGUUCCAGCCCAGUGAUAGACCCUGCAAAAGCUGUGGAGGCUCGGCCCUCAGGGCUGCAGAAGGAGGCUGUGCAGAAAGAGGAGCUGGCCCCCCAGGAGCCUCAGUGGAGUUUGCCAAACAAGGAGUCACCCGGGUCCCUGGUGAAUGGCCUGCAGCCUCUUCCAGCACACCAGGAGAAUGGCUUUUCCCCAAAGGGACCCUCUGGGGACAAGAGUCUGGGCCGAACACCAGAGGCGCUCCUGCCCUUUGCAGAAGCUGAAGCCUUCCUCAAGAAAGCUGUGGUGCAGCCCCCGCAGGUCACAGAAGUCCUUUAAGGGGUUGCCUUGGAUCCAGGCACAGCUAUGAAGGCUCCUCUGCAUCACCUACCAGGAUGUCUGGAAGAGAAAGAGACAGAACGAAGCCGGAAGUGGCCAGGGCCCCUGGGGAUUGGGGUCUCUCUGUUAUUUUUAAUCUGCACCUUAUAGACUGAUGUCUCUUUGGCCGGAGCCAGACCCUGCCCCUCAGUGCAUUCGUGUGCUCACACGCACGGACACCCCCCAUACACACAUACACUCACAGCCUCUUUGGCCUCCCCCCUUGGGGAAGGGCCACCUGUAGUAUUUGCCUUGGUUUGGUGGGGUACAGUGGAUGUGAAUACUGUAAAUAGCUCGUGCUCAGGCUCCUUUGCGUGGAGGGGGUGGGUGCAGGAGGCAGACCCUCCCAAGACUCCCCAGGGAGACCUUCCUCCCUCUAUUUAACUGUAACUGAGGGGGAACCCAGGUCUGGGGAUGAGGGGCACCUUGGGCCACAGGAUACUGGUUGCUUUAGGGGGACCCAUGCCCCCACCCUUGCCUGGAAUCAGUGUUAUUGCAUAUGAUCAAAUUUCUCCAGAAAUAAAGUGAGAAUAAUUCUGCCA